Molecule: messenger RNA, 1180 nt
Organism: Ricinus communis (castor bean)
Lineage: Eukaryota; Viridiplantae; Streptophyta; Magnoliopsida; Malpighiales; Euphorbiaceae
Product: putative transcription factor bHLH107
Exons: 2
Coding region: 125-922 (265 amino acids)
Biological process (GO): regulation of DNA-templated transcription
Molecular function (GO): DNA-binding transcription factor activity; protein dimerization activity
Source: RefSeq, a predicted model, not a curated record
CAACUUUAUCACAUGUAUAAAAGAACUGAGCAAGAGAGCAAGUCUUGAAAGACUCCACUUUUACUACUAACCCAUCAUUCGAAGAAUUACAAUAAUACCCUUCUUCAUUGCUAUUUUAUUAGCUAUGGAACAUCAUUCUUUGAGUUCAAAUUUGUGUACUGAUUUGGAGGGAUUCUCUGAUGAGGUUUUUAUGAAUACUGACUUUGAAGCAAAAAUAAGAAAUGGGUUAUGUUCAACUUCUUCUUUGGUUUUGGAUAGUCAGAGAGGAGAGCUUGUGGAGGCUACUGUUAGUGUAGGGAAAAAAGGGGUGUCUGCAGAGAGAAGCACUCAGGCUUUGAGGAAUCAUUGUGAAGCAGAGAGGAAGCGUAGAGCUAGGAUUAAUGCUCAUCUUGAUACUCUUAGGAGCUUAGUACCUGGUGCCAAGAAGAUGGACAAGGCAUCCUUGCUUGCUGAAGUAAUUAAAUAUAUGAAAGAACUGAAGAUGACUGCAGCUGGAGUUAGUGAAGGUCUUCUCAUGCCAAUGGAUGUUGAUGAAGUAAGAGUUGAAGGACAGGACGAUAAAGUGGAUGGUGCCCCUUGCAUGAUCAGAAUAUCACUAUGUUGUGAUUAUAAACCUGGACUCUUGUCUGAUUUAAGACGAGCGCUUGAUGCGCUCCAUCUUAUAGUAAUGAGAUCAGAGAUUGCAACCUUAGAAGGCAGGAUGAAGAAUGUUCUUGUGAUGACCAGCUGCAAAGAAGCGCAUAGUGGAUGUACUGAAGUCCAUAAACUUCUAGCAUGCUCUGUCCAGCAGGCCAUCAGGUCCAUACUUGACAAAUUUUCUGCUUCACAUGAGUUGUCAUUAAAAUCCACACUUUCACACAAGAGGCAAAGAGUUUCUCUAUUUGAUCCUCACUUUUCAUCUUCAUCAGGAGAUAUCUGGUGAAGAUAUUGACCUUUCUGGCUAUGCCAUUUUAUUUUGGUAAUAUGAUUGGCAAUAUGGCAUACAAGGCGCUGAUUCAGUUCACUGAUAGCAUAUUUUUAUCUUCUGCUGUAUAAAAGUGAGAGUAUAGUACAGAUACCUUGUGCCUGCAAAGUAGAUUGCUUAAUAUAAUCUAUUUGCUGUAAUGUGUGUUAUUGAUAGUGUAAUAAUUAAUACCAUUUUAAGAGGCAUAUUAUGAAAUGUAGUAUAAAUUCUUUGGCA